Molecule: messenger RNA, 1620 nt
Organism: Cyclocybe aegerita
Lineage: Eukaryota; Fungi; Basidiomycota; Agaricomycetes; Agaricales; Hemipholiotaceae
Source: the annotation of a GenBank genome assembly
AUGGAUCACGCGAACUUCUCAGCAAAGUUGGAGCCCUUCUUGUUGAUGUCCAAGUCGGUCAAAGGGGCUGCAGCAGCCAAACUGAUUCAAGAUGCCACUGCUGCACCAGGAGUCUUCGUAUUUUCAGAGUUGCUAGAACUUCCCAACAUUCAGGAGCUGGGAAAAAGCGAACAACACCGAAAGUUCCUGACAUUGCUCCAACUCUUUGCAUUCAAGACUUAUCAAGAUUAUCUUCAACACAAGGAUGCUCUACCACCCCUGAAUCAAGCUCAAAUCAUCAAGCUGAAGUAUCUAACAAUCGUUUCACUAGCUGCUGAGAGACGGAUCCUUCCUUAUGCAGACUUGCUCAAGGCCCUUGAUAUCUCAAGUGUUCGCGAACUCGAAGAUCUCAUCAUUGACGCCAUCUACCUCGACCUUCUUCAAGGAAAGCUAGAUCAGAAAGAGGAGCAAUUGGAAGUGACGUACACGGCGGGACGCGACCUCGAACCAGGCAAGCUAGAGCAGGUUUUGGCGGCAUUGAAGGGCUGGGCCAAUACAACCUCCGCUGUCCUCACGACGCUUGAUGCAAAGAUCAACUCAAUAGCCGCGGACACUGCUGCGCAGAAGCUCAACCAACAAGAACACGAGCGGAUACUGCAGGCACACCUGAAGGAAGUCUUCGAGAAACAAAAAGAGAAGAGCAUGGGUGGCGGCAUGGCAAGCAGGCGGGCGGCUUUCCAGAUGGGCGAUCGGGAGAACAUGAUGGACGUGGACGAGCCAGAUAACAAAGGCAAAAACCGAAACAUCAUCGACAUCGACACCGUCGACACCGUGUCAAAGGACCCAGGCCGACUGAUGCUCCAAGGGGCCUGGCGCAGGAAGCGUGGCUUACACAUUGCAAUGCGGCAGUGCUUCGACGGGUGUUAUGAACGAUAUCGUAUUAUCGGUGUUCUAAUAUUAAUACCUAGCACCAAUACCGCGCCCGAGGCCCCUUAUCCUUCCACACCUUCUAGCGACCGUGUACCAGCUUCUGCGGCUCGCCCUUCUCGCCGCCCUCUGAGCUUCAGGUCCUCCCACCAUGUCAGAAGUCAUCGAAGUCGUCGCGAUCAACCCACCGCCAAUCGAACCUCAGCCACUUGCAUCACAUCACCCCAACGAACGGCCAAGACCUACGCCACGACAGCAGAGGCCAUCGCCAACUUCAAGCCUACCUCACAGCAAGUCAUUAGUGGGAUCGCUCCGCACGUGUUUGACGAACGCCGCCGCCGGCGGAGUCAGCGGCGCGCGUCUUAUCCACGCUGGUAUGGUACGAACGCGAAUACUGGGAAGCGACCUUCGCCACUACGUGGGGCGAUGGUCAUCUCGUGGGACGAGCAUUCUAUCUACCUAGAGCAAUCAGACCCACAGCGCUGUUCCACGACCUCCACUGUAUCGCCAGAAGAGACCACCAAGUCGGAGGCGCUUGGCCCCGACCAACACGCCGCUGAGCAAACCGACGCGGGGAUCAACUCGCAUAGUCCAUCCGUCAAGAUAAGCAAGUCGGGAAGGCGUUAUUUCCGCGUCGACACGCAUUUGUGUAGGACGCUCAUCGUCAAGUUAAAGAUUGCCACCACUCUACACCCGUCCAUCAAGCCCACAUAG